Heteronotia binoei (common prickly gecko) is the source of this 1365-nucleotide messenger RNA. RefSeq names its product proteasome activator subunit 2 (gene PSME2). Gene Ontology annotation, biological process: regulation of G1/S transition of mitotic cell cycle; positive regulation of endopeptidase activity; regulation of proteasomal protein catabolic process. Lineage: Eukaryota; Metazoa; Chordata; Lepidosauria; Squamata; Gekkonidae. The record is from RefSeq and is a predicted model, not a curated record. Gene Ontology annotation, cellular component: nucleoplasm; proteasome activator complex; cytoplasm. The transcript is spliced from 11 exons. Bases 118 to 834 code for a protein of 238 amino acids. Gene Ontology annotation, molecular function: endopeptidase activator activity.
GAAAACGAGCCGAGGGGUUGCAUUGCUCUUGUCGCGGUUCCGCCCUCGUUUCGUUCCGGGAAAAGGAGCACCGAAUCUGGGCGACGCUCCCCCUGGAUCGCCCCCUCCCCAAAAGCCAUGGCCAAAACCUUCACCAUCCAAGUCAGCAGCGAGACGCGCAAAAAGAUGAUUGAUUUCAGAGACUCCCUUUCUAAAGAGGCAGAAGAGUUUCUCUCCACCUUUUUACCUGCCAAAAUAUUGCAACUGGAUCAGUUUUUGAAGGAAGACAAACUGAAUAUUAAAGACCUGUCCGUACUUCGUGCCCCGCUGGAUAUUCCCAUCCCAGACCCCCCUCCCAAAGAGGAUGAGAUGGAGACAGAGAAGGAGGAGAAGGAAGCCCCCAAAUGUGGAUACCUUAAAGGCAACGAGUCCAUUGUGUCCCUUUUGGACCGGGUCAAACCUGAAGUUCGGGAGUUCAGAGAGAAAUGCGUCUUGGUUGCUACCUGGAUUCAGUACAUGAUUCCCAAAAUAGAAGAUGGCAACGAUUUUGGGGUGGCUAUUCAGGAAAAAGUCCUAGAGCGGAUCGUGGCCUUGAAGACCAAGGCGGAAGGUUUCCAGACAACCAUUGCCAAGUAUUUCUCAGAGCGUGGCGAAGCAGUGGCUAAGGCCUCCAAGGACACACAUGUGAUGGAUUACCGGUGUCUUGUCCAUGAACGAGAUGAGGCUAUCUACAGAGAAAUCCAGAUGAUGGUGCUUGACAUUCGUGGGUUUUAUGCUGAGCUCUACCACAUCUUGAGCAAAAACCUGGAGAAACUGACUAACCCCAAGGGGGAAGAGAAGCCGUCGAUGUACUGAGAGGCCUUCUUCAGUGGAUUCUUCGGCAAUUGCCUCUGUCUUCUUUGCCAGGGUGGCACAUAAAAAGAGAAGGUUAUGGAGGGCAGAGAGAUGUAAAAGUAGAUGCACAACUGUCUUUGCUGGAUUAGACGCAAAUAUCCUAACGAAACCUGCUGUGACUUCUUUUUGUUGACAGACCCUGUGAAAUUGUAUGAAAUUAAAGCUGGAGAAAAUAUGUGUUAUUUUCAUGUAAUGGUUUUUUUUUUUUAGUAGCUGCAUUAUUUUUCCAGAAAUGUCUUUGUUUUGAUUCAAGAGCCACUGUGAAUCUGAUCUCUCAGCCUUUUCUCCGUCGACGUUCUGGCCAAGAGAACGUGCUCUGGCCUCUCUGUUCUGAGAAGCAAUCAAUGCACACAGUCAAAGAAUCCAGCGACUGAAGAGUAAAACAAGAACAUUUGUAUUUUGUGCUCUAAAUCCUUACACCUUUUCAAGGGCAUCUAAAUGUCUGUGAUGCUGGAAAGAGCUUAAUUAGUUUAAUAAAAAUGCCUCAUUUCA